Molecule: messenger RNA, 2863 nt
Organism: Colossoma macropomum (tambaqui)
Lineage: Eukaryota; Metazoa; Chordata; Actinopteri; Characiformes; Serrasalmidae
Gene: bcap31
Product: B cell receptor associated protein 31
Exons: 8
Coding region: 158-883 (241 amino acids)
Biological process (GO): endoplasmic reticulum to Golgi vesicle-mediated transport; intracellular protein transport
Cellular component (GO): endoplasmic reticulum; endoplasmic reticulum membrane
Source: RefSeq, a predicted model, not a curated record
UUGUUAGCGGUUUGUCUGAAACAGGAAAGCUGACGGGGCGGCCACGCAGAGCGGAAGAGAAACGCAGCACUGCCGAAGUUUUGAUUGGCGUUUUUCAGGCUCUGCGAGGCCUUUACUUUUAUUUCACUCUGCCGAGCUCCGUUUGUAAGCCGCCGCUAUGAGUCUCCAGUGGACGGCUGUGGCUACGUUCCUCUACGCCGAGGUGUUCGCGGUGCUGCUGCUCUGUGUGCCCUUUGUCUCUCCAAAACGAUGGAGCAAAAUCUUCAAAUCUCGUUUGGUGGUCACCAUUACAACUUAUGGAAACACAGCAUUCAUUGUGGUUAUCUGCAUCCUGGUCUUCCUUCUGGUUGAUGCGUUCAGAGAAGUGCGGAAGUACAGUGUGACUGACAAGGUGGACUUGUCCAACAACCCUGUGGCCAUUGAGCACAUCCACAUGAAGCUGUUCAGAGCGCAGAGGAACGAGUAUAUUGCAGGUUUUGCCCUGCUUCUGUGCCUAUUGUUGCGGCGCCUGGCCUCGCUCCUCUCCCAGCAGGCCACACUCAUGGCCUCCAACGAGGCAUUCCAGAAGCAGGCAGAGGGAGCCAGCGACGCUGCCAGAAAGUACAUGGAGGAGAACGAGAAAGCUCCAGGAGGUAAGAAUGACUUACUCAACAGCAAGACCAAGGCCAGUGCUGAAGAAGAGAACAAGACUCUGAAGGGAGAGGUCAGGCAGCUGAAGGACGAGCUUGACGCCACCAGGAAAGCUCUUCAAAAGUCAGACAGUGAUGUGAAGGCCAUGAAGAAACAAGCUGAGAAUCUAACAGUGGAGUAUGAUCGUCUGCUGGAGGAGCAUGCCAAACUGCAGGCGAAACUCGACUCUGAACAAGACAAGAAGUCAGACUGAACCAGUUACUGUCACACAUCUGUCUGCUUCACUCUUCCUCCUCAACGCCAGGUCCACGCAUCACUUCCGGCUGCUGGAUUUUAUCAUACAGGAUUUGAGAGCAUUCCUGUGUGCUUUACUUGUAAUAAUACUGCAUUUGGUGAAAUAGCAAAUGUGUUUUGUUUUGGUUGUUUUGGUUUUUUUGUUUGUUUUUCUUCCUUUUUUCUUGAUCAUAAAGUAGCUCACUGUCACAUGACUUGUUUUUUCUUUUUCUCCUGAAUGUGAAAAAGUGGUCUUCACUGAUUUUUUCUAUGCUUUAAAUGUUUUUGCAGCUCUUCAUAAUGUUUAGCGUUUAAAUAGAUGGACCAAGAAAUAUCUGUGGAAAGUUGAAUAUCAGCAUAGUGUUUACUGUAUACAUAUCAAAAUUAAAUUAUGGAAUGGAAACGAGGGUGAAAUAUGUGGGUUUCAGUGUUUGGUACUGGUUAAUUUUGGAGGAGUUUGUGGAUUUAGAAUCUUCUCCACUUUCCAGUGGCCAUCUGGUACUGUACACUUCCAGUAAGCACUAAAGAAAGUUCACCCAGGUCACUUUCAUGUUCCCAACCUUCAUUUACUUUCUUCCUUUUUUUUUUUUGCCAGAACCCCUCACUGUAGGAAAAUAUCACCUAUGUUAUUGUUCUCUGCUGGGAUUACUUUCUUUCUUACAUUGUAAAAGUAGAACAGAGUGGACAAGCUUAUUCCAGCCGUGGCUGGUUUAUUCCACUGAGUCAGUAUAAUGUGAUAUGAAUCAGGCCCUGCUGCAAUCAAGCGGACUGGCAGUGUCUUUGCACGAACGGUCAAGCAUCCGCAGCCUAGGUUGCAUUUCAAAACACUGAGGUUGCCUUUGAGUUUCAAGUUUCCCAUUCGAUAGAGAGACCGUUUAGUGUAAUCUUGGUGGUACCUCCCAAGUACAGGUGCCAGCGGCUGCUUGUAAUUUACCCGGUUGCAGAUCAAUAGCCAUUGUAGGGCCUAUACAGUAAUAAAGGAUGGAAAAAGCAACAGAUGGUGCUAAGCUGCCUUGGCUUUGCUGGCCUUGUAAACGAAUAGCUCAACACAGCGUUAGAGUGGUGAUGCUUGACACUCGUCAGUUGAUCGUUGGAGAGUGUAAGGAGCCCUCAGCCUGUACUCAUGACUAAAGAUUUGUGGCUGUCCAGUUAAAAAUAGAGGCUCGUUGUAAAGCAGUGAAGGAAAGCUUGGGGCACACGCGGAGGUAUUCUAGAACAUGAGGGUGAUAUAGUUCAUAGUUCUGUGAAUGUUCAGCUACACCAAGCAUGCGAGGUAUUUUUUUUUUUUCUCCUACAUUAACCAUAGUUCACCAUUUGGGUUGUUCUGAGAAUGCAUCCGGCUGAAAUAUUGUACUGUACUAGGCACUUAAUGUAUGUGUAAGGACUUGAGGGUAUAUUCAGGGUUGGUGAAAAUUGUAUUAACUUGGAAGAUGGGGGUCAUAUUGGAUUUGAAAUAUGUUCUUUUGAUGAAGGGUGUCUCCCUGAUGUCUGGGAUCUAGUUAAGAAAUAAAUGUACAUGCCGCAUGACACGCUUGGAAUGUUUAGUUAGGAUGUUUUUCUGCUUUGCUUGUUCAUCUUCUGCAUUACCAAAUGUAGCAGUGAAGUGCCAGAGAAGUGCUCAGUCUUUGUCCUCAUUGCAUAUUUCAUAUUUCAUCAUCAACCUGCAGGAAAAGACACAUUACUGUUCUGAUUGCCUAUAAUGGCACAUCUAAACUGUCCAUUAAGACUUCAGACCAAUUUUGUGCUGUGUUUCUGAAAUCAUUCUGGCUGAUUUACUAGCAGUAGUUUUGUCACUCAGUACUCUGCAUGCUGCAGUUUAUCACCGGUUCCAUGUUUGGUAAUGUGCUUCAAGUGAGAAGUUGAUAAACUACUUCCAUUAAAGUCUCCGUUAAUACUCUUAAUCAUUGUUAAUAGUUAUUUUCAUGUCAAUAAAAUGUCUGCCUUGCUUGCAACAACUUAA